Podarcis raffonei (Aeolian wall lizard) is the source of this 3931-nucleotide messenger RNA. It is a transcript of the gene MYADML2, whose product is annotated as myeloid associated differentiation marker like 2. The coding region runs from base 750 to 1652 and encodes 300 amino acids. The transcript has a single exon. Gene Ontology annotation, cellular component: membrane. The record is from RefSeq and is a predicted model, not a curated record. Lineage: Eukaryota; Metazoa; Chordata; Lepidosauria; Squamata; Lacertidae.
AAAAUGAACGAAUUCCUGCCCCACAAAUAACCCAGAGAUGCAUUUUAAAUAAAAGGGCACAUUCUUCUCAUGUAAAAACACGCUGAUUCCCAGACCGUCCACGGGCCGGAUUGAGAAGGCAAUUGAGCCGGAUCUGGCCCCCGGGCCUUAGUUUGCCUACCCAUGCUCUAGUCUUAGGCAAUUCAAAUUACUUUCACUUGGUUUUUGACACAGAGCUUAAAAAGUAACAUGCAAAGCAGCAGUGGGUGAAACUAAAACCCUCUCGUUAUUUUGCACAGACCGCGCAGUUCAUUCCAUUCCAGAUAAGUCUAUUAAUACACCUUCCUAUUUAUAUGCUGGCUCCUUACAGCAACAUAGUAGAGAGCUACAGCUGCAUAACCGAGACGGAAUAGGCGUCCUGCUAGCCACUUGGGAGAAACUGAUCAGCUGAGAUGGAGUGAGAGUGACAGGGAUGCCUACAGACUACUCAACACACAGACCCCGGAAGAGCAGGGCUGAUGGAUCAUAACUGCAGCGUACCAGAAGGGCAGGUCAAUACUCUUACUGCAGAGGCAACACUAUCUCAAAAAGCUGCCAGAAAUGUACGCUCUGCGGCAUAAAUAGCAGCCAGCAAAGGUUUUUGGCGGAGGGAUAUGGGGCUUAUUCACCCUGCAGCUUCCGCUUAGUCAUCCAGCGUCGGGUAGAAACUCAAGGACAAGCAGCCGACAUCCGACCACAAAAGAAACAUUCUGGGGGGUCCUGAUCUGAAGAUGGAGAGCUCAAGAGGGACACACCUCAACAUGGCUGCUGUGGCAUCUCGUGUUGGAGCUGCCCGGUUGCUGCAGGCAGCCUUUGGAUGUACCACGUUCAGCCUUGUGGCCCACCGAGGAGGGUUCAGUGCGGCCUACGGUACCUUCUGCAUGUCCGUCUGGUGCUUCUGUUUCGCAGUCACCGUCUUUAUCGUCACCUGCGAGUUCACACGCCUCCACAGCUGCCUGAGCAUCUCUUGGGGGAAUUUCACCGCCGCCUUCGCCAUGCUUGCCACCCUCAUGUCCAUCACAGCUGCCGUGAUCUAUCCGCUGUAUGUCGAGUUUGGCUGUCAUUCCAACGGGUGCGAGGCGAGAGAUUUCCGCAUCUCGGCCAGUGUUUUCGCAGGGCUUCUUUUUUUCGCCUACGCCACGGAAGUAUUCCUCACGAGGGCCAAGCCGGGACAGGUGACCAGCUACAUGGCCACCGUUUCUGGCCUCCUGAAAAUUGUCCAGGCUUUCGUAGCUUGCAUCAUAUUUGGGGCUCUGGUGAACGGCAGCCAAUACGACCGGUACGUGGCAACCCAGUGGUGCGUGGCUGUCUACAGCUUCUGCUUUGUGGUGACAGUGGUGGUGGUGGCCCUCAGUGUCACGGGAAAGACAGCCAUGCUGAAGUGCCCCUUUGAGCGCUUUGUGGUUGUUUACACUUUUGUGGCUGUCCUGAUGUACUUGAGCGCCGCAGUGAUCUGGCCAGUGUUCUGCUUUGACCGUAAGUACGGCUCCCCACACCGCCCUUACCAGUGCUCCAGAGGCAAGUGCCCCUGGGACAGCCAGGUGGUCAUCGCAGUGUUCACGUGUGUGAACCUGGUGCUUUACAUUGUGGACUUAGCCUACUCACAACGCAUCCGCUUCGUCUCACACCCCUAGUAGCCACAAAAAAAGCCAUAAAUGACUCAGGCAGCAGGAGUUUUGGGACCCGCCUAGAAAGCUGACAUCCAGGGCACACCAAAAGAACUUGUCUUGAUCGAAAGAGGCCUGAUCAUGAAAGAAACAUAGUGAUGCAUCUGCAGCACCACCCUCAUUUCCAGCAGAUGUGUACGCUUGAUGCAUCAGUGACUCUACAUGUUAAUAGGUUUUGUAAGGCCUAGUACUAAGGGUGGGAAAAACAGGUUUUGGACCCUGAAUUGUUCAUCCCAAAAUUGUUGGGUAAGUUAAAACUGCAAGAAGAAUAGAAAAAUAUCUAGGCCCAAAAGAGCCAAAAUCCCAGCUCAAUCCAUGAAAUUCUGUUAAAGUGAAAAACGUAUAACUAAACCUAAUAGAUUCUGUCAGAAAUUUCAGACGAGGCAGGGGAAAGAGAGGGGAGAUUACAACCACCAAGAAGACUGAGACCCUCGUCCACAGCCCAGAGUAUGAAAAUAACAAUUUCCUUAUGCAUGUACUUGGUUGUUGGUGAGAUGCACAUUCCUGUUUGGAAGAGUUUGAGAAGUGAAGUGAAUACUGUCAAGUUUGUAAUUGACAAUGGGUGUAGGGAAGGUUGCUGCAAGCUCUAAAAUAAUUACUUCCAGAUUGUUUCCCUCAGUUUAUUCCUUCAAGAAGCAUCUGGGGAUAUUGCUAUGCCUGCGGAAACUGUGGCUACACACAAGACAUUAGCGUUUUGAACCAAAGCCAGACUUUUGAACCAAAACCACACUUUGAACCAAAGUAUAUUAAUUUAGACAAAAUAAAACUGUGGUGUUUUCGUUUUGCAAAAGUUAGGCAACAGACAUUGUUUAAUUCCACAAACGCUUGGCACCGUGCAAACUGCAGAUUACUUAAUGAUCUAGAACAUGACCUGGAUUCACUGGUCUUUCACAAUGCUGAAAGGACAUGAGUAACAUUUAAAUACAUCCAACCAAGUGCCUAUUGUCCAACUCCUGGAGGUGCUGAUUCUUGAUUCCCAGCUGAGAAAACAUGUCUGUAUAAAUGCAUCAUGGUGCAAAGAAGUGUGCUGGUCUCCUUUGGUGUGGAUCAGGAUCAUCACCUGAAUUCAGAGACAUUUUCAAAUAUAAGAAGCCAAAGCAAGUAGUUUAUUCAAUAGCUUAUAUUAAAUGUGCAUGAAUUAGGUAGGAAGGCUUUAUUCCAAUUUAGAAUAAAAAUAGCAAGUUGGCAAAAGUAUUCUGUGUUUUCCUUAAUUGGCAGAGCACCCUAGUCUUGCAUUUAUUCUCCUCCCUCAACCAACUCACUGUAUAUCCUCUCCUCCUCCUAAACAUAAAUGCACAGAAACACAGACCAAGUUUCUUCCCGUCUGGAAAUACACAGUGAUUUAUGGUGUUUGAAUGCCACUGCCUUGUCUAAGCGUAUGCUCACAUUGGUAUCUUAUAAUGCAGUAAGGUCACAAACACACACACCCAGCCUGCUGCAGUUGAAUCCACAUUGGCACAGUAAUGUUCACAUUGGAGAGGGGGCAAGGAUGUCUUCACCUGAUGCAUGGCCCUGCUCAUGACUGCCUCCCAUCAGCACAUCAAACUGUCAUCUGCACAUGCGUGGUGGCAGUUAGGGUAUGUUCACAUUACCGCUUAACUCUGCAUCCAGUUCUCUAGUCAGAUUGAAGCUGAUUUGAGAGGGGCAAGGAAGCAUCAAGCAACAGCAUUUGUCCAGAGACUGCAGGACCGGUAUGAAUUGUGGACUGGUAUGAAUUGUGCAUGCUGCUUCAAAAACUAGCAGCUGGAUGAGGAAUAAGCACUAAUGUCAACACACCCUAAUAUAGCUCAGAUGCAUAUUAAAAUGAAACAGAGCUAAAGUUACAGGGUGUGUGUGUGUGUGUCCCCUAAAGGUCUCAUCUUCUCAGAGGGGGUGCUGUAUUGGUCUUUUGCAGCAAAACAACAGUUUUGUGGCACAUUUAUUAUGACAUAAGGUUUAAUGGACUACAGUCCAUCAGAUGCAUAAAGUGCUACCCUGAGUUGAUUGGAGAGAAUGUGGGAUUGCAAACAGUGAGGUAAGAAGGGAAUGGAAUGCAGAGAGGUACAGAGUGUGUUAAUUAUGUUAUUAAGUGCACAUUCACACACAAAAAUUAUUUGAAAACACAGACAUUCUGGCACUGGUAAGAAACUUAAUACAGAUAGUGUGCUUUUUAAAAAACCCACCAGGGGUGCCACAAUGAAUAGACACAUGCUCUGAGGCACCUUGUAGUCUCCUUCUGGCAACUCCUGCAGCCAAGUUGGUGCCAA